AUGGCCACCGUCCCCCUUGGCUUUAACAUCGAUGCCCCGCGCUGGGACCAGAGCACCUUCGUGGGGCGCCUGAAGCAUUUCCUCAACAUCACCGACCCACGGACAGUGCUGGUGCCAGAGGAGGAGCUGGACCGGGCCAAGGCCCUCGUGGAAGGCUGCAGGGCUGGGCUGGUGCCACCGGGAAGCAGCCAGGAGCAGCUACUCUAUGCCAAGAAGCUGUAUGACUCGGCCUUCCACCCCGACAGCGGCGAGAAGAUGAACCUCAUCGGGAGGAUGUCCUUCCAGGUGCCGGGGGGCAUGGCCCUCACCGGCUGCAUGCUCCAGUUCUACCGGACGGUGCCUGCUGUGGUUUUCUGGCAGUGGGUGAACCAGUCCUUCAACGCCAUCGUCAACUACACCAACCGCAACGCUGCCUCCCCCAUCUCGCUGAGGCAAAUUGGGGUGGCUUACAUCACGGCCACCAGUACAGCCCUGGCCACUGCAGUGGGACUCAACCUCUACACCAAGAGAGCCCCCCCCUUGCUGGCCCGCUGGGUCCCCUUCGCGGCCGUGGCUGCUGCCAACUGUGUCAAUAUCCCCAUGAUGCGGCAACAGUAAGUGCCAUGUGCGGCUGGGGCACUUGAGGGACCCAGCUCCCUCCGAGGUGAGCCGGAGGCAGCUGGGCUCCUGGGCCGCUGGGUUGUCCUGCUGUGCUUUCCUGUCCUGGGGGCUGGAGGGGUUAUUUUGCCCAUCAUCAUGGAGCGACUGGAGAAAUUUCCCUUCAUGCAGCGGAUCCGGGUUCUCCAUGGGCCUCUACAGGUACUGCUGUGUGGGGGCUUCCUCCUGUUCAUGGUGCCGGCAGCCUGCGCCCUGUUCCCACAGACAUGCUCCCUUGCGCUGGCUGAUCUUGAGCCGGAGCUGCGUGAUAGCAUCAUGGCCAAGCAUGGAGACAAAGUGCCAUAUGUCUAUUUUAACAAGGGACUGUGA
Molecule: messenger RNA, 966 nt
Organism: Phaethon lepturus (White-tailed tropicbird)
Lineage: Eukaryota; Metazoa; Chordata; Aves; Phaethontiformes; Phaethontidae
Gene: SFXN2
Product: sideroflexin 2
Exons: 9
Biological process (GO): monoatomic ion transport; serine import into mitochondrion
Cellular component (GO): mitochondrial inner membrane
Molecular function (GO): monoatomic ion transmembrane transporter activity
Source: RefSeq, a predicted model, not a curated record